This is a messenger RNA of Chaetomium strumarium, 1840 nucleotides long. RefSeq names its product general substrate transporter. Gene Ontology annotation, cellular component: membrane. The coding region runs from base 115 to 1701 and encodes 528 amino acids. The transcript is spliced from 3 exons. Gene Ontology annotation, molecular function: carbohydrate:proton symporter activity. The record is from RefSeq and is a predicted model, not a curated record. NCBI's taxonomy places the organism in Eukaryota, Fungi, Ascomycota, Sordariomycetes, Sordariales, Chaetomiaceae. Gene Ontology annotation, biological process: transmembrane transport; carbohydrate transport.
GGGGCAGGUGAUAAGACAUGCCUCUGUCAGUUCUAUUUAAGGGGCUGCUCAAACCUUCGGAGAGGGGGGCACCCUUGGGUAUCUCGAGUGUAAUGCCACUCUCAAACGGGGACCAUGGCGAUCAUUGGAGUCAAAGAAGAGCACGCGGAUCCGCGCCUGACGCGCAUCGCGCAGGCGGACACGAAGCCAUGGUACAAGAAACCCAACCUGCGCUUUCUGUAUCUCAUCCUCGUCCCGACCUGCCUCGGCGUGGAAUGGACAUCGGGUUUCGACUCGUCCAUGAUGAACAGUCUACAGGCCGUAAAAUCAUGGGUUGACUACUUCGACAAUCCCACUGCAGGCCGCCUCGGGCUUCUCAACGCCAUGUACUCGCUUGGCGCGCUCAUGGCGAUCCCCUUCAUCCCCACGGCCAGCCAGUACCUCGGCCGGCGCUGGACCAUCCUCUCGGCCUCGCUCGUCAUGUGCUUCGGCGCCGGCCUGCAGGCGGGCGCGCGCAACUCGGACAUGUUCCUCGCCUCGCGCUGGGUGCUCGGCUUCGGCAUUCCCUUCGCCAUCGUCAACGCGUCGGCCCUGAUCGGCGAGCUCUCGUACGCCAACGAGCGCCCCAUCAUGACGUCGCUGUUCAACGCCUCCUGGUUCAUUGGCGCCAUCGUCGCCGCCGGCACCACCUACGGCACCUUCCAGAUGUCGUCGACCUGGGCGUGGCGCCUGCCGAGCCUGCUGCAGCUCGUCCCGAGCUUCUUCCAGAUGGCGUUCAUGUACUGGUGCCCUGAAUCGCCGCGCUGGCUGAUUUCGCGCGACAGGGGCGACGAGGCGUUUGCGAUUUUGCAGAAGUACCACAGCGAGGGGCAGGACGGGGACGAGUUUGUGCGGCUCGAGUAUGCGCAGAUCCAGUCGACUAUUGCGCAGGAGAAGGAGUUGGCCAAGGCGUUCGUGUGGGCCGACGUUGUCCGCGAUCCGCCUAUGCGUCGGAGAUUCCUGCUUGCGGCCAUCAUCGGCUUCUUCACGCAGUGGAGCGGAAACGGGCUGCUUAGCUUCUAUAUGAAGAAGAUCCUGGCGUUGGUAAACAUCACCGACAACAGGACGGUGCAGAAGGUCAUUCUGAGCAAUACCUGUUGGGGCCUGAUCAACGCCAUGCCGAUCGCGCUCAUUGCGCCUCGGUUUCCCCGGCGGAAGAUGUUCCUGACUUGUACGAUCGGCACCGCGGUGGUCUACACCGUCUGGACGAUCGCAAGCGCGAGGUCGGCGAUUGAGAACUCAACGAGAGCGGCGAUUCCGGUGUUGGUGUUUAUUUUCGUGUACUCACCGUUCUACAACAUCGGCUGGAACGCGCUGGCCUACACUUACCUGGUCGAGCUCUUCCCGUACCAGCAACGCUCCAAGGGCAUCGCAGUCGAGCAGCUCACGGUGCGCUUCGCCGUCUUCUUCAACACAUACGUCAAUCCCAUUGCGCUGGACUCCAUCGGGUGGAAGUACUACAUUGUCUAUUGCGUCUGGAUUCUGGUCGAGAUUGCCACAGUGUAUUGCCUGUUCCCUGAGACGUACAAUCGCACGCUUGAAGAGCUCAGUUUCAUGUUUGAGGGCAAGGAGGUCCAGGACAAGGUCCAGCAGAACAUGGAGAAGGUGCUUCAGGUCGAGCUGGAGACUAUCCAGCGGCGGGCAUCGAAGGACGGCGUGGCUACUAUGGAGCAACGGGCCUAAUGGUGCGGACGAGUUGGGUAUCGGACUUCGAUCAUUUCUCCAAAUGAGCUCUACGAGUUCUCUCGGCUUAUCACAAAACUGGCCGGAAUGGCAAAGGAACACAAUGGAUUAUGAAAGUUCAAUCUCAUUCACUGCUUUG